GUAUGUACUGGUGACAUUUGUAUUACCAACCUGACCGUGGAAAAGUUUCUCUUUGUAUAUCUCCCUUUGGCGUCUGCACGCGUAUUCGUAACUCACAUAAACGUAAGCAAUGUCGGGAGGUUUAGACGUACUGACCCUCAAGGAGGAUGAUGUGACAAAAAUGUUAGCUGCAUGCACCCAUGUGGGUAGCACCAACGUCGACUUCCAAAUGGAACAGUAUGUAUACAAACGAAAAGGCGACGGUGUACAUAUUAUCAACUUACGUCGCACUUGGGAAAAGCUGUUGUUGGCUGCUAGGGCUAUAGUCGCGAUCGAACAUCCCAGCGAGGUGUUUGCCAUUUCGUGCAAGUCGUACGGGCAACGUGCCGUUUUGAAGUUCGCCGCACAUACGGGUGCCACACCAAUCGCAGGUCGUUUCACUCCCGGUGCUUUCACAAAUCAAAUUCAAGCCGCCUUCCGCGAACCACGUCUGUUAAUUAUCACCGAUCCUGCAUUUGACCAUCAACCUGUAACUGAAGCCUCCUACGUUAAUAUUCCAGUUAUUGCAUUCUGUAAUACCGACUCGCCUUUACGGUUUGUCGAUAUUGCAAUUCCAUGCAAUAACAAAGCUCCUCACAGUAUCGGUUUAAUGUGGUGGCUUCUUGCACGUGAGGUCCUUCGAUUGAAGGGACAAAUUCCACGUGAAGGCAAGUGGGAUAUUGUCGUCGACUUGUACUUCUAUAGGGAACCUGAGGAGGCCGAGAAGGAAGAACAAGCCGUGAAAGAAAUUGUUGCUCCCAAGCCUGAACCAAUUCCUCGUGAAACGACCGAAAUUGAGUCCUGGAACGAACCACCAACUUGGGAAGAACCAUCAAUUCCAUUGCCACCGGCGCCCACAUCUACAUUCGCUCCUGCAACUGAAAAUUGGGCCAACGAAGUUGACGAAUGGGAUGCUAACACGCAACCCCAAGGUGGACAGCCUAACUGGGCUUCGACCACAGACUGGAACAAGUCUUAGUUUUAACAGUUUUACAAAUAAAAUUGUUUUUUGACUAA
This is a messenger RNA of Photinus pyralis (common eastern firefly), 1035 nucleotides long. It is a transcript of the gene sta, whose product is annotated as 40S ribosomal protein SA. Gene Ontology annotation, cellular component: ribosome; cytosolic small ribosomal subunit; 90S preribosome. The record is from RefSeq and is a predicted model, not a curated record. Gene Ontology annotation, biological process: cytoplasmic translation; ribosomal small subunit assembly. NCBI's taxonomy places the organism in Eukaryota, Metazoa, Arthropoda, Insecta, Coleoptera, Lampyridae. The transcript has 4 exons. The coding region runs from base 110 to 997 and encodes 295 amino acids. Gene Ontology annotation, molecular function: structural constituent of ribosome.